Zonotrichia leucophrys gambelii is the source of this 737-nucleotide messenger RNA. RefSeq lists its product as uncharacterized. The transcript is spliced from 4 exons. NCBI's taxonomy places the organism in Eukaryota, Metazoa, Chordata, Aves, Passeriformes, Passerellidae. Bases 1 to 603 code for a protein of 200 amino acids. The record is from RefSeq and is a predicted model, not a curated record.
AUGCCUGGAGAAGCCGCCUGCCCACGGCGCCCAGUCUGCUCCUCCGGCCCCAAACGCGGUGCCGACGCAGCCCCGAGCCAGCUGGGCUCUGCUGCGGGGCGGCACCGCGGCUCGCCGGGCCCUCCGCCCCGUCCCGAGCCCGGCGCCUGCGGCUGCUGGCCGCGCCCCAGGGCUCUGUGGGGCAGGGCGAGCGGCGCCGGCCGCGGGCAGCGCCCGGCCCAGGGUCAGAGCCCGCAUCAACCCUUUCCCUCCGUGCCCUGCCGCUCUCUGCAGCUGGCAGAGGACAGGAGCCGAGCGGCCGAGCACCUGCGCCUGACUCUGCCGUACCUGCGGAGCGCACAGGAGCCCCUGCGAGAGGCGGCCGUCAGGUUCAUGGGAAUGGCCGGGCGCUACCUGACAGGGCAGCAGCCGGAGUUCCACAUCAUCUGCAGCGCCCUUCAGGACAUGACGGAUGACAGCAGCCCAGCCAUCUCAUGCUUGGCUCUUCAAGCUCUGUACAUCCUUUUAGCUGUACGGAGCGUUCCCUCCUCCCGAGUGCAGAGGAUGCGAGACCAACUGCGCCGCCUCUGGAAGUGGCGGCCUUUCCUGUGUGGCCGUGGCUGAGUGUCCUGCCGCGGCGCUGCGGAGAACGGAUCCGGGAGGCUGCGUCUGCUGGGGCCACCUGAGCCUGCGGGGAACAGCUCUCCUCUGCCAGCACCUCCUUUCCCUUCACCCACUAGAGGAACAUUAAAUUGCUG